CUUCUAAUACAUAAAUGCUUACUUGUGAAAAUUUGGCAAAUCUUCUUCCAGACAGAAAUUCAUCAUCAGUGAAGCUCCUCCCACAAACCCUGCAGAAUGAAACACACUGAAGAUACUGAAGAACAAACAGAUUUGAAUGAAAAAAUCAAGAUAGAAGAACUGAGUGAAGUUGAGGUGAAGAAUCAUGCUAAAACUGGAGAAAAUCCUUUGCGUUGCUCUCAAACCAAACAGAAAGCUUUAAAGAAAAGAGGCCCCAAGAAAUCAUUCACCUGCACUCAGUGUGGAAAGAGUUUGACAAACAAACAUCAUGUUGUGCUUCACAUGAGAGUUCACACUGGAGAAAAACCAUUCACAUGUGAUCAGUGCGGGAAGAGUUUCGCAAGAUCAGCAAACCUUAAGAGACACAUGAAUGUCCACACAGGAGAGAAACCUUACAAGUGUUCACACUGUGACAAGAGAUUCAGUCGGUCAUCAAAUCUGAAAACACACAAGAGGAUCCACACUGGAGAGAAACCACACACAUGUGAUCAGUGCGGGAAGAGUUUCACAAUAAAAGGACGUCUUAGAGACCAUAUGAGGAUCCACACCGGAGAGAAACUUUUCACUUGUGAUCAAUGCGGGAAGAGUUUCACACAAUCAUCAAACCUUAAAGAUCACAUGAACAUCCACACCAGAGAGAAACUGUACUCAUGUGAUGAAUGUGACAAAACAUUUUUGAGGACUUCAGAUCUGAAAAAACACCUGAGAGUUCAUUCGAAUGUGAAGCCACACUCAUGUCAUUUGUGUGGAAAAAGCUUUUCAUGUUUAGAAAAUGCAAAAAAACAUCAGAAAAUACAUACUGGUGUGAGAGAUCAUGUGUGCUUUGAGUGUGGGAGGACUUUUACUACAGUUGAACAUUUAAAACUGCACUGGAGGAUUCACACUGGAGAGAAACCUUACAAGUGUUCACACUGUGUCAAGAGAUUCAGUCGGUCAGGAACCCUGAAAAUACAUGAGAGGAUUCACACUGGAGAGAAACCUUACAAGUGUUCACACUGUGUCAAGAGAUUCAGUGCUUCUGGAGACCUGAAAACACAUGAGAGGAUUCACACUGGAGAGAAACCGUAUCACUGCACUGAAUGUGGGAAGCGUUUUAAUUAUGCAUCUUCUCUACACAUUCAUACAAAAAAACAUUCACAGUAAUUCGAUCAUCUUAAGAUCCAGCACUUUCAGAUGUCCUCAACAAAUGAGACACAAUAAUUCCUCACGCAAUAAAAUAUAAUCUGGAUAAAUGUCAUUACAAGUGACAUGACAAAGAAAUAUUACAUUAAGGUUUCACAGUGAAUAAAGUUCAUUUUCAAAACCAGCAUAUUUAACUCUGUGAUUCAGACUUGUAUAUCAUUUUGUUUCAUGCAAUAAAUGAUAUCAUUGCAUUUUAUUAUGAGUUUCAUAUUAUGUUCAAUUGUCUUAUAAUGCAUGUCACAGAUUCAGAUCAAAACAAAAGCUCUAUUCGGACAGUAAAUGUUUUUUCCUGUACCUUGAGAUUGAAAUGAUGACGGACUCAUGAAGCAGUGGAAGUUCAUUCAUCAUUUCUGUGUUGUGAAGCUCAAGUAUGAUGGGCCUCAAAUUUAGACCCGAGCCUGCCCCUUCUCCCAAAACCGCUUAUACUGCUGUUUAAACUAUUAAAAAUAGUUCAGUUUUCUAUGUAAUGGCAAAAGUGAUUAAUUUGUUUCAGUUGUUAAGUUAAUUUUGAAAAAUGUUUGGAGCACUUUUUGUUUGUUAAAUAUAAGU
Messenger RNA from Carassius auratus (goldfish), 1770 nucleotides. Its product is annotated as zinc finger protein 239-like. Gene Ontology annotation, cellular component: nucleus. Gene Ontology annotation, molecular function: DNA-binding transcription factor activity, RNA polymerase II-specific. The transcript has 2 exons. Gene Ontology annotation, biological process: regulation of transcription by RNA polymerase II. Bases 97 to 1182 code for a protein of 361 amino acids. The record is from RefSeq and is a predicted model, not a curated record. NCBI's taxonomy places the organism in Eukaryota, Metazoa, Chordata, Actinopteri, Cypriniformes, Cyprinidae.